AUGUCCAGUGAGGUUGCUCUGUUGACACCAAUCAGUGUUGCUGAUCCUAAAGCAAUUGACCUUGAUCUGUCCUUAAAAUUAGAAGAGGCCCUGAAACCUCAUGGCAUUUUUGAAAGCCCAGAAGAAUUGGCUCAUAGAAUGGAAGUUUUAAGUAAAGUAAAUUUAUUAGUCCGUCAAUGGAUCAUAGAUGUUAGUAAAGAAAAGAAUAAUAUACCAGAAAACAAGGCAGAAUGUUUUGGUGGAAAGGUGUUCACAUUUGGGUCAUAUAGAUUAGGAGUUCAUACUAAAGGUGCUGAUAUUGAUACAUUAUGUGUGGCACCAAGACAUGUUGAUAGACCUGAUUUUUUCUCCUCAUUUCAAGAAUUAUUGCGUCAACAACCAGAGGUCAAAGAUCUUAGGGCUGUAGAGGAAGCCUUCGUACCAGUUAUUAAAAUGGAAUUUGAUGGUAUUGAGCUUGAUAUGUUAUUUAGUAGACUUGCUCUACCAAUCAUACCUGAGGAUAUAGAUUUAAGGGCUGAAAACUUGCUUAAAAACUUAGAUGAAAAAAGUGUCAGAAGUUUGAAUGGUUGCAGAGUGACUGAUGAAAUUUUAUAUCUGGUACCAAAUAAAGAUAACUUCAGAAUGACCUUACGUGCAAUAAAACUUUGGGCAAAAAAGAAAGGAGUUUAUUCAAAUGCACUAGGAUUUUUUGGUGGUGUAUCAUGGGCUAUGUUGGUAGCUAGAGUGUGUCAGCUUUAUCCUAAUGCAGCACCAGCCACUCUUGUACAUAAAUUUUUCUUAGUCUUCAGUAAAUGGGAUUGGCCUCAUCCUGUGUUAUUAAAACCUAUAGAUACUUCAGAAAAUAAACUUGGUUUUCCUGUCUGGGAUCCUAGGAUCAAUCCUGCUGAUAGAUAUCAUUUAAUGCCUAUUAUUACCCCAGCCUAUCCUCAACAGAAUUCAACAUAUAAUGUAACUAAAUCAACACGUACUAUUAUAACAGAUGAACUUGUUGAAGGUUUAGAAGUAGUUAAUAAGAUAUAUGAAGGUGAAGAAGAAUGGGCCAGAAUAUUUGAACCUUCCAAUUUCUUUCAAAAAUACAGACAUUACAUUGUACUGACUGCUAGAGCAGAAGAAGAAGAACAUUAUUUAGAAUGGAAAGGUUAUGUGGAAUCUAAAAUUCGAUUGUUAGUAGGAAAUUUAGAAAGAAAUUUAUUUAUUAAACUUGCUCAUAUCAUGCCUGAGUCAUUUGGUCCCUUUAGUGAAAGUGAAGGCAAGUUCAUGUGUAAAUGGUUUAUAGGGUUAUUAUUUCAUGAUACUAAAUCAGCUAAUGUAGAUUUAACAUUUGAUAUUCAGUCUUUCUCUGAUGUAGUUCAUAAAACAGCUAUACAUAUUAAUUUAUUUAAAGAGGAUAUGAGAGUUGAAAUCUCCUAUGUCAAAAGGAAGCAGCUAGACCAGUUUGUUCCACAGGAAGUGUUAACUCGAGGAAGACCAAUAAUAAAAAAACGGGUAAGAUUUAAAAAUGACUCUCAUUUUGUGCAUUGA
Molecule: messenger RNA, 1521 nt
Organism: Lottia gigantea (owl limpet)
Lineage: Eukaryota; Metazoa; Mollusca; Gastropoda; Lottiidae
Exons: 16
Coding region: 1-1521 (506 amino acids)
Cellular component (GO): nucleus
Molecular function (GO): RNA binding; poly(A) RNA polymerase activity
Source: RefSeq, a predicted model, not a curated record